Molecule: messenger RNA, 636 nt
Organism: Striga hermonthica
Lineage: Eukaryota; Viridiplantae; Streptophyta; Magnoliopsida; Lamiales; Orobanchaceae
Source: the annotation of a GenBank genome assembly
AUGGGAGAAAUAUAUGAACACCGCCCAAGUUUCUCGACUUUGAACCCGCCGACGAUUCGUCACCGGCUAUCAUCGGCCUCCAUAUAUUCGCCGGAACACCCGUCGGGAAUCUCGACGCCGCCGCUACAAAUGCCGGCCUCAGUCCCGUUCCAGUGGGAGCAGGAGCCCGGAAAGCCCCUACCCGGCGGAGGCACCGUCUCCGUACCCAAACCCUCCAGGUUCCUCGACCCUCCUCCCUGCAGAAUCCAGCCGACGAUGGACGGCGCCGCCAAAACGCUCUCGCCGUCGUCGAUCCUCGACGGGCCCUACAACGUGGCCCGGCCCAAAUUCUCGUCUUCCAGAUUCUCCAGAGACGGCCCAGAACCGUCGGAUUUGGUCGCCGGCAGGAAGAGCACGGGGAGAAGCCUUUUGGGCAAAGGGAGGGGCGGUCAACGGGAGGUCAUGGACUGGGGCUCCAACAGCAGCUUUGAGAGUGGUGAGGAAGGGAAUGUGAGUAAGAGGAUGGAGAGAAAGCUGAGAAGGCAUAAUAGCUUCUCCACUGCCUCUCAUGGUAGAUCAUCUUCACAUGUCUGGGCUACUAUAUGCGAAGGUUUCAAACACGUUAUUCAUUGGAAGAGUAGUAAGAAAACACACUAG